AUGGUAUUGGAUACUGGCUCUGUCGAGCUUCGGGAUAAGGAGUUGGGGCCUGACCCCCACACCUCCCACAGCGGAGACUCCUCAACGAUUGGGGAAUCCCCCAUGAACCUCAUCAAUGAGGCUGAUGUUGAGACCCUAACCAAAAUUGCCACUCAGCGGUCACGCCGCCAAUCGACCCACGGCCCUCAAGAGUCACUGACCACCCUUGCUCAACAAGAUCCAUCUCUAGACCCCCUGUCUGGGAAGUUCGACCUGCGAAAAUGGCUCAAGGCAUCCAUCAAUGAUCGCGGCCGUGAUGGCGCACCUGGCCAUUCAUCCGAUGUUAUUUUCAAGAACUUGAACGUGUAUGGAUCGGGGGCUGCGUUGCAGUUCCAGGAUACCGUUGCCUCUACACUCUCGGCGCCGUUCAGAUGGCCACAACGUCUUCGACAAUCGCAUGCUCCCCAACGGCGCAUCCUUAAAGAUUUCAAUGGCUUAAUGAAGAGUGGCGAGCUUUUGCUUGUGCUCGGUCGCCCCGGUGCUGGAUGCAGUACCUUCUUGAAGUCAUUGACCGGAGAGCUCCACGGAUUGGACCUGGACAAGGACAGCACUAUUCACUACAAUGGAAUCCCGCAGAGCCGCAUGAUGAAGGAAUUCAAGGGCGAAGUGGUCUACAACCAAGAGGUUGACAGGCAUUUCCCUCACUUGACCGUUGGCCAAACUUUGGAGUUCGCCGCCGCCACACGAACCCCCGCCAAUCGCUUCCAGGACAUGACGCGGUCUGAACAUGCUAAAUACAUGGCACAGAUCAUCAUGGCAGUCUUCGGUUUGAGUCACACCUACAACACACGAGUUGGUGAUGACUUUGUCCGCGGUGUCUCCGGUGGAGAGCGAAAGCGUGUCAGUAUCGCUGAGAUGGCGGUGGCCCAUGCCCCCAUUGCCGCUUGGGAUAACUCGACUCGAGGAUUGGACUCAGCUACAGCACUGAAAUUCGUCGAAGCCCUCCGCCUCUCCUCCGACAUCACUGGCUCAUGCCACGCAGUUGCCGCCUACCAGGCCAGUCAAAGCAUCUACGACAUCUUUGACAAGGUCAUUUUGCUUUACGAAGGUCGACAAAUCUACUUUGGCUCAGCCGCUGGUGCCAAAGCUUAUUUCGAGGAGCAAGGCUGGGAUUGCCCCACUCGACAGACUACUGGCGAUUUCCUCACCUCGAUCACCAACCCCCAAGAGCGCCGCACCAAACCUGGCAUGGAGAACCGUGUUCCCCGCACCCCCGAGGACUUCGAGGCUGCGUGGAUCAACUCGCCCCAAAACAAACAUCUUCUGGGUGAAAUCAAGGAUUAUGAGACAAAAAACCCUAUCAGCCCUGACGCUCAGGCUCUCAUUGACCUCCGCGAGAACAAGCGUGGCGCUCAAGCCAAGCACACUCGCCCCAAGUCCCCAUACCUCAUCAGUGUUCCCAUGCAGAUCAAGUUAAAUACCGUUCGUGCAUAUCAACGACUGUGGAACGAUGCUGCCUCAACAAUCGCAGUGGUAACCACCAACAUCAUUAUGGCCCUCAUCAUUGGUUCUACUUUCUAUGGGACAGUAGACGCCACCGCGGGCUUCCAGUCCAAAGGUGCAACUCUGUUCUUCGCCGUCCUUCUCAACGCUCUCACUGCAAUGUCCGAGAUCAACAGUCUCUACUCCCAACGCCCAAUCGUUGAAAAACAUACAUCCUUCGCAUUUUAUCAUCCUGCAACCGAAGCAAUUGCGGGUGUCCUGAGUGACAUCCCUGUUAAAUUUAUACUAGCAGUCGCCUUCAACAUCAUCCUCUACUUCCUGGCUGGACUCAAGCGUGAACCAGACACCUUCUUCCUCUACUUCCUGAUCACCUUCAUCAUCACAUUCGUCAUGAGCGCUGUCUUCCGCACGUUGGCUGCAGUCACCAAAACAAUUGCACAAGCCAUGGGUUUGUCAGGAGUCAUGAUUCUUGCCCUCGUUGUGUACACCGGUUUCGUGAUUCCUGUUCCGUCCAUGCAUCCCUGGUUCGAAUGGAUCCACUAUCUCAACCCGAUUUACUAUGCGUUCGAGAUUUUGAUCGCCAACGAAUUCCACGGUCGUGAUUUCCCUUGCUCUGCAUUCGUUCCAUCCUACGCCGAUCUCACUGGUGAUGCAUUCAGCUGCAGCACUGCCGGCUCGGUGGCUGGCUCAUUGACUGUCAGCGGUGACCGGUAUAUCCAACUGAACUACUCCUACAGCUACAGUCAUGUUUGGCGCAACUUUGGAAUUCUCAUUGCCUUCCUCGUCGGCUUCAUGUGCAUCUACUUCGUUGCCACCGAACUGAACUCCUCCACCACUAGCACCGCUGAAGCUCUGGUCUUCCGCCGCGGCCACGAGCCCGCUAGCAUGCGCCAAAGCCUCAACGCUGGAUCCGAUGUCGAGAACGUCGAGCCCUCGAAAGCCGAGGCUUCUGCCGAGUCUGGUAACCAGGGCAUGAGCGCCAUCCAGGCUCAGACUGACACCUUCACCUGGCGCGAUGUUUCAUAUGACAUCGAGAUCAAGGGUGAACCUCGCCGCCUUCUCGAUAACGUUUCUGGAUGGGUUAAGCCCGGCACACUCACUGCACUGAUGGGUGUCAGUGGUGCCGGUAAGACUACCCUGCUUGACGUUCUAGCUCAUCGUACAUCCAUGGGUGUCAUCACUGGUGACAUGUUUGUCAACGGUCGCGGUCUCGAUGCUAGCUUCCAGCGAAAGACAGGAUAUGUUCAACAGCAAGAUCUUCACUUGGACACUGCCACCGUGCGCGAGUCUUUGCGAUUCAGUGCUAUGUUGCGUCAGCCCGCCUCUGUCUCCACCCAGGAAAAGUAUGACUACGUUGAGGAUGUCAUCAAGAUGUUGAAAAUGGAGGAGUUCGCUGAGGCCAUUGUUGGUGUUCCUGGUGAGGGUCUGAACGUCGAACAGCGUAAGCUUUUGACGAUUGGUGUUGAACUUGCCGCGAAGCCCAAGCUGCUUCUUUUCCUGGACGAGCCCACUAGUGGUCUUGACUCUCAGUCAUCUUGGGCUAUCUGCUCAUUCCUUCGCCAGCUCGCCGAGCACGGUCAAGCAGUUCUUUGCACUAUUCACCAGCCCAGCGCGAUGUUGUUCCAGCAGUUCGAUCAAUUGCUUUUCCUUGCCCGCGGUGGUAAGACUGUUUACUUCGGUCCGGUCGGCGACAACUCCAGCACCAUGCUUGAAUACUUCGAAUCCAACGGUGCACGCAAGUGCGACGAUAGCGAGAAUCCCGCCGAAUACAUGCUGAACAUUGUCAACGCCGGUCAAAACAACAAGGGACAAGAUUGGCAUGAUGUGUGGAAGCAGAGCGAAGAGUGCACCGGGGUACAGACUGAGUUGAACCGGAUCCACGCCGAAAAGGAGAAGGAAGCACCAGCUGUUGAAGAAGACACUUCUGCGAGCCACUCUGAGUUCGCCAUGCCUCUUUGGUCUCAAAUCUCGCUCGUCACCAACCGUGUCUUCACCCAAUACUGGCGCAUGCCUUCAUAUGUGCUGGCCAAGUGGGGUCUCGGAAUCGCUUCUGGUCUUUUCAUUGGUUUCUCAUUCUACGAUGCCAAAACCUCCCUGCAAGGAAUGCAGACGAUCAUUUACUCUCUCUUCAUGAUCUGCACCAUUUUCUCCUCACUGUCUCAACAGAUCAUGCCCGUCUUUGUCACUCAACGUUCUCUUUACGAGGGACGUGAACGUCCCAGCAAAUCCUACUCAUGGAAGGCCUUCCUCAUUGCCAACAUCGUUGUGGAAAUCCCUUACAUGAUCAUCAUGGGUAUCUUGACAUGGGCCUGCUACUUCUACGCCGUCGUCGGAAUUCCGGAUUCUGCCGCUCAGGGUACUGUCCUCGUCUUCUGCAUUGUCUUCUUCAUCUACGCUUCUACAUUCACACACAUGGUGAUCGCCGGUCUCCCCGACGAACAGACCGCCAGUGCCGUGGUUGUGCUCCUCUUCGCCAUGUCUCUCACUUUCUGUGGUGUGAUGCAGACCCCUGACGCCUUCCCUGGAUUCUGGAUUUUCAUGUACCGUGUUUCGCCAUUCACAUACUGGGUCGGCGGUAUGGCCAGUGCGCAACUUCACGGGCGUCAAGUCCAGUGUUCGGCCUCUGAGCUGUCGAUUUUCAACCCCCCCUCUGGCCAGACUUGCGUGGAGUACCUUCAAAAGUAUGCCACUGCAGCUGGUGGUCAGAUCAUGAAUGAAAAUGCAACCAGCAACUGUGAAUACUGCCCUCUGUCCGUUGCCGACCAGUCAUUGGCCUCAUUCGGUAUCUAUUACUCCGAGAGAUGGCGCAACUUUGGCAUCAUGUGGGCAUUCAUUGCUUUCAAUGUCUUCGUGGCUGUGGUUAUGUAUUACCUCGUUCGCGUGAAGCGCUGGAACAAGGGCAGCAAAUAA
Messenger RNA from Penicillium salamii, 4392 nucleotides. The record is from the annotation of a GenBank genome assembly. Lineage: Eukaryota; Fungi; Ascomycota; Eurotiomycetes; Eurotiales; Aspergillaceae.